Molecule: messenger RNA, 880 nt
Organism: Hyalella azteca
Lineage: Eukaryota; Metazoa; Arthropoda; Malacostraca; Amphipoda; Hyalellidae
Product: zwei Ig domain protein zig-8-like
Exons: 5
Coding region: 239-880 (213 amino acids)
Biological process (GO): synapse organization
Cellular component (GO): neuron projection membrane
Source: RefSeq, a predicted model, not a curated record
AGCAUUUUUUGGUUCAUAACAAUCACUAAUUAGUCCAAAACCUUGAUCAUAUUACACUAGCGUUCUUGCACGUUCGCUGGGAUCUAGUCGCUUGAAAUCCUUUGUCUAGCGCCAUGGAUUCUCUGAAAUUCACCAGGCAUUGAAACGCACGAAUUAAAACCGCAGUUCACAGAAAAAUUCACUAAUUAGACGUCGGCAGAGGCGGGAAACGUGAGGAAAUUUCUCUCCAGUUUCUGCCAUGACUCCCCAGCAGCUGCUGCUGCUGCUGCUGACUGCCGCCACCUUGGUUGGUGGGUCAGAGUGGAAGGAAGAGACAGACUGGGACAGCAGUAAGUGGGCCCAACUGCACGCCACACCGAAACGUGGCCCAGCCUUCCUACCCGGCCUGCCCACCCGCGUGCUCACCACCGCUGGCAACAAUGCCACACUCCCCUGCAGGCUUGCCAACCUCCGGCGCAGAACUGUAUCCUGGAUACGCCAGGCGGACCUGCAAGUUCUCACUCUCGACGUCUUCACCUUCACUUCAGACUCGAGAUUCUCGAUCAAGAGCACCCACCCGUCCCCCAACUCCGUGCACACGGGGUCUCUGGGCUCCUGGGACUUGCGUAUACGGGACGUGUCCCAGGAUGAUACGGGCGUGUAUCUCUGCCAGAUCAACACGCGCCCUACGCUCGUACACGCCGUCACACUCUCCGUUGCCGACGGGCUUCCGCGCAUCAGCGGUCCGCGCGAAGUUUACCUGCACGCUGGGUCUCGCCUGCUGCUGUCCUGCUGGCUGCUGGCGCCGCCCCACCCUCCGCCUGUCGUCUGGAGCGUCAACGGCACCUUGCUUAACACCUCCGCUGACGCCCGGUGGGUGGCGAGAGAAUUAAACAUAUAA